AUGGAGCUGCUCGCCCUACGCCGACGCCCUGAACAACUGAUCGCCCAAUCUGCCGGCCGCGUUCAACUCGUCAAGGAAGAUGCCACCUCGAAGGAGAGUAUCACGGCAGCCGCAAUCAAAGUUGACCAGCUCUCCGCGACAAGGCCCUGGAUCAUCAGUCUAGCAGGAACCAGGGAUGAUUUGGAGUCGAGCUUUAUUACAAAUACCACGAGCACGCACCUAGUGACGAGUCCCCUUCUACCCGUUUUGAACCGAGGAGAUCGCAAGAAAGUGGUCCGCAUUACCACAACUGUGGGCUCCAUCACAGUGGGGACCAAGGACAAAGUCUUCCCAGUACCCGCGCACAAAGUAAGCAAGGCGGCACAGAACAUGUUGACGGUGCAAUAUGCGCAGUCGUUCGCAGACGAGGAGUGCACAUUUGUGGCUGUCUCCGUGAGUGAAAACGGACCUGGGAGGCUCAUCGGUGGAUCUGGAGGUUGA
Molecule: messenger RNA, 480 nt
Organism: Aspergillus tanneri
Lineage: Eukaryota; Fungi; Ascomycota; Eurotiomycetes; Eurotiales; Aspergillaceae
Exons: 4
Coding region: 1-480 (159 amino acids)
Source: RefSeq, a predicted model, not a curated record